Molecule: messenger RNA, 2841 nt
Organism: Toxorhynchites rutilus septentrionalis
Lineage: Eukaryota; Metazoa; Arthropoda; Insecta; Diptera; Culicidae
Exons: 1
Coding region: 1-2841 (946 amino acids)
Biological process (GO): DNA integration
Molecular function (GO): nucleic acid binding
Source: RefSeq, a predicted model, not a curated record
AUGUUUCACCAGGUGUUGAUUAACGAGGCCGAUCAAAAUAGUCAGCGUUUUCUUUGGUGUGGCGAAGAUCAAUCGAAUGAUCCCAACACAUACAUCAUGAAAGUGAUGACCUUUGGGGCGAGCUGCUCGCCCAGUUGUGCACAAUUUGUUAUCAACGAGAAUGCUCGUCGUUUCGCUGCACGGUACCCGGCAGCUGUUGAAGCGAUUCAGAAGAAUCAAUAUGUCGACGAUUUGCUUGCGAGCGUAGAUACAGAGAACGAAGCAAUCGAGUUAGCAAAAUGCGUCCGGUUAAUACAUCAACAUGGUGGCUUUGAAAUGCGUAACUGGAUUUCAAAUUCGACACCAGUUCUGGAAGCUUUACAAACGAGCCGCAAACCAGAGAUGAAUCUGGAUAUCAUCACAGAAUUUGCCUUGGAAAAGGUGCUUGGCAUGUGGUGGAACACAACAACUGACGUUUUCCAAUUCAAAUUAAAUGUCGAACGAAAUCGCGAGUUACUUGCUGAAGGAAAGCAUCCAACCAAACGAGAAAUUCUUCGCGUUCUAAUGUCCAUCUAUGAUCCUCUCGGCCUGAUAGGGAACUAUCUGAUGUUCCUGAAAAUUCUCUUGCAGGAGAUUUGGAGAGCAGGAACAGAAUGGGACGAUAUGAUUCAUGAAAAGCAACUUAAGGGAUGGAUUACAUGGCUUCGGAUUCUACCACAGAUCGAGGAAAUACGAAUUCCUCGUUGUUAUCAUACUUCGUCGUGUGGAGAUCAACAUGCCGUCGAACUACACACCUUCGUAGAUGCGAGCGAAUUGGGAUAUGCUGCAGUUUCGUACUUUCGUUUUGUACAGGAUGGUGUGAUAAAAUGUGCUUUAAUUGGGGCUAAAACACGCGUAGCUCCCAUCAAAUUUGUCUCGAUCCCACGUCUGGAGCUUCAAGCAGCAGUCAUCGGUGUUCGAUUAGCCAAAAGUAUCGAGCAAGGGCAUUCACUGGACAUCAAACGACGUUAUUUCUGGACGGAUGCACGGGAUGUCAUAUGUUGGCUCAAUUCAGACAAUCGUCGAUACUCCCAAUUUGUAGCCUUUCGUACAAGCGAAAUUCUAGAAAAUACAGAGAUCAAGGAUUGGAAUUGGAUUCCAUCAAAAUUGAAUGUUGCUGAUGAGGGUACCAAGUGGCAGCGACAACCGGAUUUCGAUGCUAACAGCCGCUGGUUCAAUGGUCCUUCCUUUUUAUGGGAGCAUGAAUGUGAGUGGCCAAAGAUGCCAACAUCCGACCAUGUCACAGUGGAAGAAAUCCGCCAAAACCUCCUCCAUCAUACAAUUGAUUUCAACGAUAUUUUGCGACCAGAAGAUCACUCCAAGUGGAAGCAUCUGCGACGCAUAACGGCGCUGGUGAUACGAUUCGCUGAAAAUAUAAAACGCAAAUUAGCAAAAGCCGUAACACAAACAGGAAUACUUACGAUGCACGAGUUAGCAACAGCUGAAAACUUUCACUAUAGAAGAGCACAAAACGAAGUUUACUCUGAAGAAAUGGUAAUCCUUACGAAAGCUAAAAGCAUAAAAAAUCAGCAAAUUCUACCGAGGAAAAGUUCACUGUACAAACUCAGUCCAUUCCUUGACGACAAUGGCGUAAUGCGAGUUCAUAGCCGAAUCGAUGUCUGUGAGUUUGUCGGCAAGAAAAGUGCCUUCCCGAUUGUGCUUCCACGUGACCAUCGUCUCACACAGCUGAUUUUGCUAGAAAGACAUGAAAGGUACCAUCAUCAAAAUCAUGAAACCUACAUAAAUGAAGUGCGAAAGCAAUACUACAUUCCUCGUUUACGUGUCCAGUGCGAAAAGGUCAGGCGUAAGUGUCAGCAAUGCAAAAUACGAAUGGCAAAAUCUCAACCACCAGCUAUGGGGAACCUGCCUCCAGCACGACUUGCUGCCUUUGUACGUCCAUUCUCCUAUACUGGCGUAGAUUUUUUCGGUCCAUAUAAUGUCGCGGUUGGUCGACGUACUGAAAAGAGAUGGGGAGUUCUUAUGACCUGCCUAACUAUUCGAGCGAUCCAUAUAGAGAUCGCACACUCUCUUAACACAGACUCCUGUAUCAUGGCACUAAAAAACUUCAUGGCACGACGCGGAACUCCAGUGGAGAUUUUCAGUGAUCGUGGAACCAACUUUGUUGGAGCAAGCAAAGAACUCUCUGAUGCGCUAAAGACUGUUGAUAAGCAGAGGAUCAUGCUAGAGUUUACAUCGUCAACAACAUCAUGGAACUUCAAUCCUCCUGCAUCACCACAUAUGGGUGGUAGCUGGGAGAGACUUAUACAAUCUGUUAAAAAGAUUCUUGCAGAAAUCCAUCCUAAACGAUCGUUCACCGAUGAAGUGUUGAGGAAUACUUUAACUGAAAUAGAAAACAUCGUGAACAGUAGACCUCUAACAUACGUACCAGUAGACGAUGUAUCAUCACCAGCAUUAACUCCCAAUCAUUUUUUGCUGGGAUCAUCCAACGGCUCUAAACCACUGGUCCCCUACGAUGAUAGCGCGAUAGUUGUAAAACAUUCCUGGAAAACAUCACAAAUUCUAGCCAACUAUUUUUGGAGACGUUGGGUAAUGGAAUACUUACCGACCAUAACACGUAGAACAAAAUGGUUCCUUCCAGCGAAACCGAUAGGCGUCGGCGAUAUUGUGAUUGUUGUAGACCCUAAUAUGCCUAGAUCAUGUUGGCCAAAAGGAAGAGUGGUAGCGACAAAAAUAUCCAAAGAUGGCCAGGUUCGUUCAGCAACAGUACAAACAGUUUCAGGUUUAUACGAAAGACCAGCGGUAAAACUAGCUGUAUUAGAUAUCGGUGCAAAUAUAAACAAGUUGAACCAGAGCCCAACUUAG